Molecule: messenger RNA, 796 nt
Organism: Magnolia sinica
Lineage: Eukaryota; Viridiplantae; Streptophyta; Magnoliopsida; Magnoliales; Magnoliaceae
Product: small ubiquitin-related modifier 1-like
Exons: 3
Coding region: 136-447 (103 amino acids)
Biological process (GO): protein sumoylation
Cellular component (GO): nucleus
Molecular function (GO): protein tag activity; ubiquitin-like protein ligase binding
Source: RefSeq, a predicted model, not a curated record
UCCUGCCUGCCCCGCUCUCUCUCCCUCUUCCUCUUCCUCGUAUUCGGAACUAUUUCAGGGAGAAGAAAAGCCCUAAAAACCCUAGAAAGAAGGCCAGAAGAAGGAAAGCAGGGGGAUUGAAUUGAAGAUCUGAGAAUGUCGGGAGCUGCUGGUACUCAGGAAGAAGAUAAGAAGCCAGCGGAUCAGUCCGCUCAUAUCAAUCUCAAGGUUAAAGGCCAGGAUGGGAAUGAGGUGUUUUUCAGGAUCAAGCGCAGCACCCAGCUGCGGAAGCUCAUGAAUGCUUACUGUGACCGACAGUCAGUGGACUUCAACUCCAUUGCAUUCUUAUUUGAUGGACGUCGCCUGCGUGGAGAGCAGACCCCAGAUGAACUUGAAAUGGAGGAUGGGGAUGAGAUUGAUGCCAUGCUGCAUCAAACUGGUGGCGGCCAUGGAAGUGUAGUAGGCUGAGAUGGAUUGCGCAUGCAAAAGAAGAAACUGUAGAGAAGAGGAGGAGAAACUAUGCCCUAAUUAGUCUACACUUUCUGUUUUCCUAGGACGUGCCUCUGUAUAGAAGGAUUUGCUGAAGACUUGGAUAUAUAAAAUACUGAAGUCGCAGUUGCCUUUUUUCUUUUUAAAAGAAGUUAUGUAUGGUUAUGGUGAGUGGUAAGUCAUCUCCUUCUUGAGGAACUGCUCAUCACCCUUCAUACCGAAUUGUGUGGGUGUGAUUGUUUUCCUUUUUGGGGUGAUAUGGCAACUGCUUAGCUGUUGGAAACUUGAUUAGAUAUUCAUGUUUAUUUUCAAUGUAUCUUGUUUUGAC